CUGGCCAUAAGAACAUAGCAUCUUUUAUUAAUGCCAGGCCUUCUUGCGGCUCCCUCUUAGCUAUAAAUAAAUACACAUCGAGGUUGAGAGCAAAUUGUAAGCUCGCAAACUCAACUACAUGGCCACACACCAAAUCUUCAGCCUAUCUUCCAAUGAGGUCUAUGACAUGGACACAGUUCAAGACUCCAAAUAUUCGAGAUUACUAAUUGCUUUCCCUCCAUUCCUUCUCAGAAAGGUAUUGUCUGAGUUCAUAUCAACAUUUCUGCUUGUGUUUGUUACGUGUGGGGUGGUGGCCCUGCAUAGAAAUGACGAGAAGAGGGUGUCACGGCUCGGUGCUUCAGUUGCCAGUGGGCUGGUUGUAACUGUGAUGAUUUAUUCUGUUGGGCAUAUCUCUGGUGCACACAUGAACCCGGCGGUGACAUUUGCCUUUGCUGUUUCAAAGCACGGCCAGUUCCCUUGGAUUCAGGUCCCCUUCUACUGGCUAUCACAAUUAUCUGGUGCGACGUUUGCUUCAUUUGUUCUCAAGGCAUUGCUGAAUCCUAUAACAGAAUUUGGGACAACAACCCCGGCUGGAACGGCUCUUCAGGCGCUCAUCAUGGAGAUUGUGGUCACCUUUUGCACAAUGUUUGUUGCUUCUGCUGUCGCCACUGACACCAGAGCUGUGGGGGAGUUGGCAGGUCUUGCAGUUGGAUCAUCAGUUUGCAUCACCUCAAUUUUGGCUGGGCCUAUUUCUGGAGGAUCAAUGAACCCCGCAAGGAGUUUAGGGCCAGCACUUGCAAGCAAUAGAUAUGAGUCUCUAUGGGUGUACUUCUUGGGUCCUAUGAUCGGCACACUUUCGGGUGCAUGGUCUUACAACUUUAUACGUUUUGAUCCCUCGGAAAAGCCCGAACCUUCGAAGAUUUCUUCAUUCAAACUUCGUCGAUCUGAGAGCCAGCAAGCAGCAGAUGUGGUUGUUGCAGACAUUGCUUAGUUGAUUUGCUGCUGAUUUUGCUUAGCUGCAAUGUGUUGUGUUGUUAUGCAAGCAGUUGGCUCUUAUUUUCUUUUGAGUUUUGAUAUGGUUGGAACUAAAUUGUACAAAUUUAGAAGGUUUUAUUUGCAUUCUGGGGAUUUUAGAAUGGAAGGAGAUGAAAAGGACGUUGAAAAUAUUAAAUUAUAGAUCAUAUAAGACUUGUUUUUUAUUUUAUUU
Molecule: messenger RNA, 1186 nt
Organism: Dendrobium catenatum
Lineage: Eukaryota; Viridiplantae; Streptophyta; Magnoliopsida; Asparagales; Orchidaceae
Product: aquaporin NIP2-1-like
Exons: 5
Coding region: 119-970 (283 amino acids)
Biological process (GO): transmembrane transport
Cellular component (GO): membrane
Molecular function (GO): channel activity
Source: RefSeq, a predicted model, not a curated record